Cuscuta europaea is the source of this 1827-nucleotide messenger RNA. The record is from the annotation of a GenBank genome assembly. Lineage: Eukaryota; Viridiplantae; Streptophyta; Magnoliopsida; Solanales; Convolvulaceae.
CGUUUUUUUUUAUUUCGCACAAUCGUGCGGGGCUUUCUUUACAGAAGCGUCUCUAAUCCCUUUCUUUUUUUUUAAUUUGCAGCCCAAGCGUGCGCGUGCGGCGCUUUUUUUUAACCCUAGCUAAGCACGAAUUGGAACAAGCUAAGGACGACAAAUCUCAAGCGUCGUUGAUGACAUGCAGCCGCGCACCGACACAAAGCUCAAGCGUGGGUCGUUGAUUGUUUGAGCAGUCGUGCACCGUCUGUCCGCCUCCGUGCAUAUGCUAGCGCCGCCGCCGCCGUCUGAUCGAGCAGAUUGUUGGAACUGCACCGCCGCCGUCGGUCCGACACUUUCCCUGCUCGCUCGCCGUCGGUCCGACUCUGUCCCUGCUCGCUCACCGUCGGCUGGUCGCUCGGCUGCAACUGCUCCGGCACGCCGUCGACGGCUAUGGCUCGGCGUGGACUGUUCCAGCUCGGCGUGGACUGUUCCGGCUUGGCAUGGACUGCUCCGGCCAGCAUCGCAUAAAGGAGCCUGAGAGCAUGAAGCUGAGAUAUAGGAGGUGGGAGAGGACCAGAAAGGUUUAAGUUGGAAAUAUCCAGGGACACCACUGAAUUGUUGUACUCAUCACAAGUCACUCCUAUCCAGUUACUGCAUAGUUGGUUGAAGUUGGAGAGGUUCCAGCUUGAAAGAGAAAGAUUGUCUUGGGACUGGACAUUCUGUUUUAUAGAAACCAGAAUGGUUGCUUGUCUUUUCGCAGAUAUAAAAUGAACAUGAUGAGCUGAAAGAAAAGUGAGGAAAAUCAGGAAGAGGGAAUGCAUGAAGAAGAGAUGCAUAGUUGCAUACUUAGAGGAAGGAACAUGUGGGAAGUUCAAAACUCAAAAUUGCAUUGAACUCAUCUGAUUGAUAGCAAGAAUCAUGAUAGUACUGAAAAGCUAAGGGCUUUCACCAUCUUUAUUUGCAACAAUAUUAUUAUGUUUGGAAUAAUUUUAUAUAUUUAGUAUGACAAGCAAAAGCAAAAAAUAUAAAAUGCUAAAUCAUAAUGAACCAUGCAGGAUCCUAACCAGAUCGAUUCUGGGAGCAAAGUGCCACCAUGUAAGUUUCCUAUUCCUCUUCCCACCAUGUAAGUUUCCUAUUCCUCUUCUUGUGGAAGUGUUCUGUUAUGUAAAGGAUAUGCAAUUUGGUACCACUGUUGACCGUGAAGACGUGACUCAAUUUCUUGAGGGUGAUUCUGUUGACAUGUCUAUUAUUCAGACCUUUAUGCUUUGUUUAAAUGCUAAGUUGAUUGCGCUUGGUCGUGACAAUGUGGGUCUUUUGUGUCCCCAUAUUUUUUCUUUUGGAUAUUAUGAAGUCGAUAGAAAAGGCACACUGACUUACAUGAAGCAUGCUCUGAUUGAAUUCUUUGAGAAAAAUUUCAUUCUGUUGGCAUAUAAUGAAGGGUAUCAUUGGAUUAUGAUUGCAAUUUGUCCAAAGGUUGAUAAAGGCUAUAUCUUCAAUUCAUUGCCCAGUUCAUCCCAUAUUGCUAUUCAAAAGGAUUUGGCCAUGAUGUAUAGGGUUGCUUCCACACAAAAGGGUCGAGGCAAAUCAAUUAGUUGGCAUGACUGCAAGGUUUGGAAGUCAUGAACUGAUCCAUAUUCGAAGAAAGAGUUUGAUGAAAUCAGAAAUGUGUGGGCUAGAUUUUUUGUAGAUGAAGUUAUGAAUAUGUAGUAUUUUUACACAUUUGAAGUUAUGAUGUAAUUUCUUUUAAUUGUGAUGGAAUAUUUGAACUUUUAUGGAGUUGAAUUCUAAAUGAAACAAUUUGUACGUUUAAUAUGAAGUUUAUGAAUGAAUGGUCAUGUAAAUAAAACAGGA